Molecule: messenger RNA, 897 nt
Organism: Oncorhynchus tshawytscha (Chinook salmon)
Lineage: Eukaryota; Metazoa; Chordata; Actinopteri; Salmoniformes; Salmonidae
Product: LITAF domain-containing protein
Exons: 5
Coding region: 41-436 (131 amino acids)
Molecular function (GO): zinc ion binding
Source: RefSeq, a predicted model, not a curated record
ACCAACCACACCCCCACCCACCUACGGAGAAGCAGUCACCAUGCAGACGGACCCGUUUCCUGUCCUGACUCCGCCCACCAGGCAGUCACUACCCAGUCAGGAGCAGACUGGCUUCUUCCUCUACCAAUCAACACAAACUGUCAACAUGGAGACAGUGCAGCAGCAUUCCCCGACGGUGAUGAUCAUCCAAUCAGAGGCUGUGGGUCCGAUGGGCGACGCCCCCUGUUUGACACAGUGUUCUAACUGUCAUCAGCGCGUCACGACGGUUGUCACCAACAGGCCUGGCGUGGCUGCGUGGGCCAUGUGUGGCCUGCUGACACUCAUGGGGUUCAUCUGCGGAUGCUGUCUGAUCCCGUUCCUGGUCGCAGGGUUCCAGGACGCUCAUCACUCCUGCCCGCUCUGCCACGCCCACCUCCACAUACACACCAGGAUGUGACAUCAUCACUACAUGCCAUGACAUCCUCACUACAGGACGUGACAUCAUCACUACAUGGCGUGAUAUCAUCACUACAGGACGUGACAUCAUCACUACAUGGCGUGAUAUCAUCACUACAGGAUGUGACAUCAUCACUGCAGGACAUGACAUCCUCACUACAGGACGUGACAUCAUCACCACAAGAAGAGAAGGACUGGUGACAUCAGAAGCCCUAGUUAGAGUGUCCUCUCAGGGCUUUAAACCACUGGACUGGUGUAGACUGGGUUAGGGGAUAGAGAGGUUACAGAGGUUAGGGUUCAGAGGAGGGAAUGAGAACAUGGCUGUUGGGUUGAAGCCCGAUUACAACAUUAAUUUACACUGUAUUAAAUGUCACUGUAUUCAAUAUAUUAACUAUAUCAUUUAUCAUAUUGCACACGGUAUUAACUACAUAAUUUAUUUAUUAAAUAGUGUAUGAAUCAUAU